Molecule: messenger RNA, 2996 nt
Organism: Scomber japonicus (chub mackerel)
Lineage: Eukaryota; Metazoa; Chordata; Actinopteri; Scombriformes; Scombridae
Product: ETS translocation variant 5-like
Exons: 13
Coding region: 83-1804 (573 amino acids)
Biological process (GO): regulation of transcription by RNA polymerase II; cell differentiation
Cellular component (GO): nucleus
Molecular function (GO): DNA-binding transcription factor activity, RNA polymerase II-specific; sequence-specific DNA binding
Source: RefSeq, a predicted model, not a curated record
GGUACAUGUAAGGGCAUGUUUUGCUUUGUUUGUGUGCAUCAGCCGCAUCGUCGCGGGUUGUUCCAGGCAGUGAGGGGAGCAGAUGCGGGUUCAGAGGCGAACGCCAUUUUCUGAAAAUCAAAGGCAACAUUGCGUCCAUUUCCCCCCGCAUCUGUCCACUUUGCAGGAGUGGCAUUUCCGUUUGCAGCAGCUGUCUUUACGGCCUGUUAGCAUCGUGAAUCUUUCUCUGUGUUCGCUGGCAAAAUUUCUCAAUGUCCAGGGUGAAGAGUCUUUCAACAUGGACGGCUUUUAUGACCAGCAGGUCCCUUUUGUGGUGCCAGAGAGUAAAUGUCACACAGCAGAAGCAGACAGAUGUCUCAGCGACAGGAAGAGGAAGUUCAUGGACACUGGGCUAGCACAGGACACAGAAGAACUUUUUCAAGAUCUGAUCCAGCUCCAGGAAAUAUGGAUUGCAGAAGGUGAGACCUGCAAAAAACCUCAGGUUCCUGAUGACGAGCAGUUUGUCCCAGAUUUCCAGUCCAAUAACUUGAUGUUUCAUGGACCGCCUGUCAGCAAAGUGAAGCAAGAGCACAGUCCGUCCAAAGACCUGUCUCCCUGCAGGACGCCUCACGCUGACAUGUGCCUUUACAGUUACAGUGCCUGUGACAACAAGCCAAUUGGGCUUGCAGGUGUGACCCCAGCCUCCUCACCGGCAAUGCAAUGUGGUGCCACCCAUCCUUCAGGACCUCCACCCUUACAGAGGCAGUUACACCCAUCCAACCCUCAGCUGACCAACAACCACAUUUCUUCCCAUAGCCCCUCCCACCACCACCGCAACCUCCCACAGGCCAACCAAAGCCAGCAGUUUGCGCUGCCACGCCCCCCCAUCAGCUGCUCCGCUGGAUCGUUCAGCACAGAACAAAGGUUUCAGCGACAGCUUUCGGAGCCCAGUUUGUCUUUCCUCCCUCCAGAGAAAACAGCCAACACACCGUACCCCCCCUCGAGCCGUGACAGUCGCCCACUGUACCAGCGGCACCUCUCAGAGCCUCUGGUUCCCCAUGGACAGCGAGUCUUCAAACAGGAGCUGGUUGAUCCACGAUACCCAGAGCCAGGGCCGCCUGGUCCAGGUCUGGCCCGGCCUCAGACAACCUUCAACCACGUCACCAUCAAACAAGAGCCCAGAGACUUUGGCUUUGAUUCAGAGGUUCAAACCUGCCAGUCCUCAUCAUUUGGGAAGUCUUCAGUCUUGUACCAGAAUAACAGUGUUGGAUUUGGUCGUGACAGAGAGCCACAUCUGUACUACGACGAUACUUGUGUUGUGCCAGACAGACUGGAAGGUAAAGUGAAGCAGGAGGGUUUGCCGUACCAGCGCCGCGGCUCGCUGCAGCUCUGGCAGUUCUUACUCACCCUGCUGGACAACCCAGCCAACGGACACCUGAUCGUCUGGACGGGGCGCAACAUGGAGUUUAAACUGAUCGAUCCUGAAGAGGUGGCUCGGCUCUGGGGCCUCCAGAAAAAUCGGCCGGCUAUGAACUACGACAAGCUGAGCCGUUCACUGAGGUACUACUACGAGAAGGGCAUCAUGCAGAAGGUGGCUGGAGAAAGGUACGUCUACAAGUUUGUGUGCAACCCUGAGGCGUUGUUCUCCAUGGCUUUCCCAGACAACCAGAGGCCGAGCCUGAAGGCCGACCCAGACGCCCUUCCUCCUGCCACUGAGGAGGACGGCCUCCCCCUGCCCAGCCACGAGGAGGAGGGUCCCUACCUGGCAGAAGGAGGAGAGCAGUGCAUCCAGGGACUGGCUUUCCCUGACAGCUACCCAUACUAGACUCAACAGCCUGGCAGCUGGAGUGAACAUGAGAUAUUUUCAACAACAGGAACCUGAAAUUACUGAGCAGUGUUCAAAAUGUACAGCCACAUUACAUAUGUAACUAAAAAGUUUUGCUUAUGAAUUCCUGAUUCUACCUGAAUCUCUGGGACUGUUCAUUUGAAGUCACUCCCUAAACAAACAUGCAACUGUCCAGAAUUACUGCAGCUCUGAUUUGGUUUCAUAUGUUACAAUGGUUUUAGGGCCACUGUUAGCAAACACAAAAAUCUGAGAUCUCAAAAUUGCAUCUGAAAGUUGUAAUAUUUUGAGAAAAAAAAGUAAUGGUGUAGUUGGACAAGUCGUCAUAUUUUGAAAGAAAAGACAUUUUUGAGAAAGUGUCAACAUUUAAAAAGUUGGAGUAAUUUGUAGUCUUAAGAGAAAAGUUGCCUUUUUUUCUCAAAAUAUAUACAGGUUUACUCUGUCUUUUUCCUCUAUCACAGUGGCCCUAAUACUCAGUUGUAAUUUGUAGCAUGGCCAUCGCUGUAGUCAUAAACUCUGGGAUCUGUGUUUCAACCAAAAAAUAUCUCCAAGCCAUGUCACUCCUUCACUAAUUUACUUAUAAUUGUUUUUUGUGGGGGAGUAAACCUUAUACUGCUUGAAAGGGACACACAUAUUUUCCAGAUGUUUUAGUCCUCCUAUAAACAUGUAUAUUGAAAUGUCUUUUGUGUACUUUUUUCUUGUUUUCAAAGCUAAUAUUUUUGGCAUUAUAUGGACUUGUAAGUUUUUCCUAUAACUGUUUUAUGACAAAGGUACUGCUACUAUUUUUGAUUCUGUAAUACUGCCACGAUGAUGCUUCUAUUAAGCAUGGACUUUCUUACAAACAGCUCACAGUUAUUGUACCGACAUAGUUUUCUGCAUUUUGUAUAGUUGAUUUGCUUCAAUGUGUAGAAAAGGUGUAUAAUUAUAUAUGAAUAUAUUUUUGCAAAACGCCUGCGUUUGCUUGAGCUCCGGAAUUUAGCCUGCUAAUGUGUUGCAUCGAUUUCUGCCUCUCCAAGGUGGAGUGACCUUAUCCUUUGAGUCCUGCAGAUUUGCAAUGGAUGUAAUGGUAUAUUUUGCUAUAUGAUCACAUGACAGGCUGGAGAAGGAUUACUGACACUGGUGUGACGUCUACCCUCAAAUACUGUAUGUGUGCCUUCUGUUGAUCUUUACUGAU